GCCAAACUUAUUAUGAGCAUUCAAAAAGGUCGGCAGGGACUUGGGACCAUUUACACUAAUGUGUUCAUACUUUUGGGACAUGUAUUUAAAGACCAAACACAUCCUGCCCGAUACAAUUCGAAACUCACACAGCAAUCCAAGAGAGAAGGAGAAAGAGAAAGCAAUAUGUCUGGGUGUCCUGGGAAGAACUCGUGGCCAGAGCUGGUGGGCAAAGAUGGAGAGGGUGCCAAGACAACGAUAGAGAGGGAGAAUUCAAAUGUGGACGCCAUAGUGUUGCUGGAUGGAACGCCAGUCACUAGGGACUUCAGGUGUGAUAGGGUCUGGGUUUGGGUUGAUAGCAACGGCCACGUUGUUCGUCCCCCUACAAUUGGCUAACCUAACAAGCUUUAUUAUUCUGGUUAAUAAAUUAUGAUGGAGUGAUAAUGAAAAAUGUAAUAGCUAUAGCUAUAGCUACUGUAACGUAUUAAGGAUGAUAUAACAUGCCAUCAUGACAUAGUAAUUAUAUGUUCAUCCCAAAUCUGCUUGUUUCUAAUAAAACCCAAGACAAGUUGGUACAAAUUCAUACAAAUAA
Gossypium arboreum is the source of this 571-nucleotide messenger RNA. Its product is annotated as inhibitor of trypsin and hageman factor. Gene Ontology annotation, molecular function: serine-type endopeptidase inhibitor activity. The transcript has 2 exons. Gene Ontology annotation, biological process: response to wounding. The coding region runs from base 13 to 375 and encodes 120 amino acids. NCBI's taxonomy places the organism in Eukaryota, Viridiplantae, Streptophyta, Magnoliopsida, Malvales, Malvaceae. The record is from RefSeq and is a predicted model, not a curated record.